CAUCAGUAAAGAAUGAAAGGUUUGUUACGAAUCCUGCUGCUGUUGGAAACCUUUGUGUUUGUGGUACAGCAGCAUGUAGAUGGAGGAGUCAGUGGGAAUGAGAUCAGUCAACAGCUCAGCAAUGAGGACAGAAGACAGAAUCCACCUCAAACAGAUGCUCUGAGAGAUGAAGCUUCAACUGACAGCCAACGAAACUACCCCGUGUGCUAUCCUGACAUCUAUGCAGCACUGACAGAACUGACGGUGACAGUUACAGAGCAGAAAGCCAACAUCAGAGCCUUAGAGACGCGACUGAAGGAUGCUGAGGAAGCUGUAGAACAACAAACGGUCUUCCUGAAAGAGCUGAACAAGACAAUUAAUGACAGAGAGAUAGCAUUUUCAACUGCACUGUUGGAAACUAGCACUCAAAAUGUUGGUCCUUAUACCACUGACAUCACACUGAACUACAAGGUGGUCUUCACAAAUGUGGGUAAUGCAUACAAUCCAAAUACAGGUAUUUUCACAGCCCCACUGAAAGGAGUGUAUGUGUUCCAAAUCUCUGUGUACGGUGAAGGACAUCCAUCAUAUCCAUCAAGUGUCUACCUUAUAAAGAAUGGACAGCGGGUGGUUAUGGUACAUGGUCAACAGGCUAGCUAUGCUGUGACCGCCUCAAAAGGAGUUGUGUUGAUCCUGGAGGUUGGAGAUGUUGUCUUUGUGAGACUUUGGGCUGGCAGCAGGCUCCAGGAUAAUAAAAAUUACCACAACACUUUCAGUGGUUACCUACUGUUUCCCCUCGGAGAGUCGAAGAAUGUGAUUUGGUGAAAUGUGAAAACGGCGUAUGAUUUAAGAUGAAAGCAUGAUGAAUCAUUAACAUAUGAACCUUGUGAGAUUGUAAUAAUCUUGACCUCCUGUGCCCCUCUCAUACUAACCUGAAAAGCAGACAUGACAUAAGUCUAGUCUAGAGAAUCAUAAAACAUGGUGUACUGUUGUACUUUCUUAUAAGGAUGUGAUGUUUGAACUUUCUGUAUUUCUGCUGACAACUAAUAUUUUAUUUUCUCUAUAUUCACCAUAUAAAUAUUGGAGGCUUCU
This is a messenger RNA of Labeo rohita (rohu), 1068 nucleotides long. RefSeq names its product complement C1q-like protein 2. Lineage: Eukaryota; Metazoa; Chordata; Actinopteri; Cypriniformes; Cyprinidae. The transcript has 3 exons. The coding region runs from base 13 to 801 and encodes 262 amino acids. Gene Ontology annotation, molecular function: protein binding. The record is from RefSeq and is a predicted model, not a curated record.